This is a messenger RNA of Stereum hirsutum FP-91666 SS1, 1098 nucleotides long. RefSeq lists its product as uncharacterized. The record is from RefSeq and is a predicted model, not a curated record. Bases 1 to 1098 code for a protein of 365 amino acids. NCBI's taxonomy places the organism in Eukaryota, Fungi, Basidiomycota, Agaricomycetes, Russulales, Stereaceae. The transcript is spliced from 4 exons.
AUGUCUGGCCGCACACUUAUCUCCUACGACGACAUUGUUCCUCCUGGUGUCAGCCAAGCGUCUGCCCCGGUUAUCCAAACUCAGUCCGCUCUCCCUUCGAAUAACCAAAAGCCGCAACCUCAACAAGGCAAUGUGAACCAUGUCCAUUUCGACCCCAACUCCAACGGACCUCCCUCGAAGAAACGAAAGCGCAACAACCAUAAUAAAAACAACCGAAACUCCAACCAAGACUUUGGCCAGGGCCACCAGAACGGAAACUCGGGUGCUCGAGGGAAGGGGCGAGGAAACGGUCCACAGCAGCCGCGUCGGGGUCAAAAUCAAAUGUAUCCUGGCAGUAAUGCUCCAGCUGUUCAACACUGGGAUGACCCCGGGCAGGCAGGUGCAUCUGUGCAUUAUGAGGAGCCGACCAAUGAAGUACAUGACGAAGGUGAGGGGGGAUUGACUACAGUCGUUCUGGAGGACGACGGCGAAGAAGGGUGGGGCGAUGAGGGCGAAUACUAUGAUGAGGAUUUCGCUAUAGAGGCGGAGGAGGAUGAGGAGGAUGAGGAGGAAAGCAGGGAGUUGACGCACACUGAGAUAUGGGAUGACUCUGCUCUGGUCGAUGCAUGGGAGUCAGCCGCUGCAGAGUAUGAAGCAUUUAAUGGCAAAGGAAAAUCUUGGAAAGACGAACCCGUCAAAAAGUCACCUUUGUGGUAUAAUGUCCCCCCGUCGCCUUCGAAGCUCAAACCGUCCAAAAAGUCGGCGAAUGGAGAAGAACUCCAGGACUCAAAGCCUCUCAACUUCGAGUCAUUUGUGCCGCAGCAUGAUCCCUCCUUGGUUGUUGCUCCAGAGCUUUCAACAAGUCAAUCACAACCUGAGGGCAGCGUAUUACACGCCGGAACGUGGGCGAGCAGAGAUGAUUCAUUCAAACGUGCAUUAGAAGCAACUUACUGGGCUGGUUACUGGACUGCCGUCUACCACAGCUACGGGAAGAGUGCCCCUCAAGCGCAGGUUAAAGACGAGCCAGACGAGAACGAAGGUGAGGACGACGUAGAACAAGACAAGGAGGGUGAUGCCGAAGAAGAUGAUAGCCAAGACUUCAUGUCGACACAGCGAUGA